Molecule: messenger RNA, 3414 nt
Organism: Myzus persicae (green peach aphid)
Lineage: Eukaryota; Metazoa; Arthropoda; Insecta; Hemiptera; Aphididae
Gene: qsm
Exons: 8
Coding region: 417-1694 (425 amino acids)
Source: RefSeq, a predicted model, not a curated record
GCGCGCGCGCCAGUACACGUUGUUCCGGUUUCGGGUGCGUUCGCUGUGUGUACCUCCUGCCUGACCAGACGGCAACGACAUAAUAUUGUUUGAAAAAAUAACUCUCAAACCAUAGACAAAUACGCCUAGCGGCACGGGCUGUCUCUCUCCCUCUGUCUCUCUUACUGUCUCCCUCGCCCGAUUUGCUGUCACAACAUUAAACAAUCACAAUAGCACAGUCGCAUACACAAGUGACGGCGACGACUAUGCGAUCGCUGCACGCCGUCCCGGCGCACCCACAGCAGAAGCUCGUCCCGUCGUGACCACGCGCGCGCGUACAUAAAGUAAUAGGCCUUCGCCGACACAACACGCCGCCGCCGCCCCGAGGGUUGAUCGCCGCCGCAGAAAACCGGGAAAACCCGCAGUCACCGUCCCAGAUGCGUCCCGCCGCGGUGUCACUCGGCCGACGGCCGUCGGUCCGGUCGCCGGCCACCGCCCUGCUGCUGCUGGCCGCCGCGCUGCUCCCGAACGCCGUCCUGUCCGUUGAGUCGUCCACCGAUUCGAAACUUCAAUACAAAGUGAAUUGUGACAAUGAUUACAUGACAGUCGAUGUUAUGAAAACCGAUGACAUUAAAAGCAUUUAUUUGAACCAAAUGAAAUUUUAUCCAGAGCUGGCUUGCCAACCGGUUUUCGAAAAAAACCUCAUCCAAUUCAAACUGUCUCUGCAAGACGUGUUCAAAUGCGGACUGACCAAAGUGACCAAUCAAGGAACCGGUACAGUCACGUACUAUCAUCAGAUAGUCAUAGAGAAAGACGGUGGUAAAAACUACGAGCACAAAUCUUUUGUAAAUGUGAAGUGCUGGUUUUCCGGAAACAAAAAUCACACAGUAGCCAAGAGGAAUGUGCUACCUGCCGGAUUCCAAGAACCAGAGGACUUGGAGAUCACCACUUCGUUGACGGAAAACGCGCCGGUUCCCAUGCUUAAGGUGGGCGUGAGACAGGGUGGUAGUAUCGUUAACGGCGAACUCAACGUCAACCCAGGCACGCCUUUGCAAAUGGAAAUAUACUUGGACAAAGACAGUGCUCCGAUCUAUGGGCUGCUGGUGAGCUACAUGCAAGUGACGGACACCAAAGCGCAAGAGGAAACCAUCAUAUUCAACGGCUGUUCGGUGGAUCCAUAUUUGUUCGAAAACUUUAAUACGGUGGACGGUGAUUUUUUGACCGCUAAAUUCAGGGCGUUCAAGUUCCCCGAGUCAACGUACGUGCAGUUCAAAGGCACCGUUAACGUCUGUUUGGACAAGUGCAGAGGGGUGGAUUGUAGCAACGGUAAAGUUGGUUUCGGAAGGAAGAGGCGAGAAAUCAGUGGUAUUCCACCUGACCCGAAUAAGGUGUUUGAAGUGUCCAUGACCACUUUCAUCAAAGUGGAUUACAAGAGCGAAAUGGCCAAAGAAAAAGUGAAAUUGGAAAUCGACACGACCGCGGACGAACGGAACCAGACCAAUUCGAACUCGCUGGACAUGAGGCCCAAGGGUGGCGCCAGGAACGCCGACGGCACCGACCACAUGCGUGUGGACACCGAGGAAAUCCGCGAGGAGCUCAAGUACACGCUUCUGGAGACCAACUCCGGCGGCCACACUUUGGGGCCGCACACCGUGGCCACAGUGGCCGUGCUGUUGAUCGUGGCCAUCGCGCGCGGCGCGAUGAUGGACGUCUAAACAACGAGCGCCUCGCCCGCCCGUCAGCCGUCACACAACUAACAGCUCUAACCUUAUUAACUUUUCUAUUCUUUUUUUCGUGAUUUAUAUUAUAAUUUAUCCAUAAUUAUUAUUAUUAGGUUUAUAAUGUAUACGUAACAUAAUAUAAUAUCGCCUGUAUUGUCGUUCAAACCAAUAACUGUUUGAAGCCUUCAAAAAGCAAAACGUUUAUGUUUUUUCGACUCGUUUAUUUGCCUCCUCGCCCCGCCCCGAGAGCUUGUUCGAUGUGCGGGGCGGGUGGGACUUAGUGGGGUUCGAACGCCAUUUUGUCGAUGGCCAACAAUCCAGAAGACCAUUGACUCAAUUUAUUAAGUAAAUAAUUAUAAAAUAUACAAAACUGUGUGUAUCUUAUGAACAUAUGACAAGACACGACCGCCAAUAAUCUUUCGUUUAAACAUUAUUAUAUGGACUAGUAUUAAAUAAAAAUUUUAAAUUAUCCAUCACGUCUUUGCCUACCUCCUUAGUCCUAUAUCAUGAACCGUUGGUGGCAGGUACAUGUUUUCGAAAUGCACGUAAUCGCAUGGUGUUUUGAAAAUCGAUACACGCUUGAAUCAUCAUGUACUGAUUGAUCACCUUGAAUAAUAAUAAAUCAUAUACAAAUUAUUAUCGUUAUAUAACUAUACUACUUAUUAAAUUAUUGGGCUUUAUUUAGGUACUUGAAAAAUUAUGUAUGAACGGAUAGGUAUUGAGCUAUGACUGAUGGGCAAGGCUAUAGGGUUUUAAUGGCCAGAAAAAAAUACGACGACCCAAUAGACGGCUUACCAAGUCCCUUACAAUAAAAAUCAACCUUUUAGAAUGACCGGAAAAAAAUGGAAUGAAUUUUUUAGUUCUUAAUUUACACAAUAUACAAAACUUAGUACCUAGCUAAAAAUUAACAAAUUCAAGUUUAAAGUAUAUAUUUUGAUUGGUUGAUGAAUUUCGAAAGCGAGUCUGAAAUCCACCUAGUAAAAUAUUUAAAAAAAACAUUUUUAAUGUAUGUAAAUAAAUAACAAAAACAAUACAGUUUACCAACCUUUAAUAAAACUGUAAAAAAAUACCAUUAAAGCUUAAAAAAAGUUAGGAAAAUUCAAAAGAACACAAAAUGAAAUUUACAAAUUUUUAAAACCCAUCAUUUAAAAUGUAUUUUAUUAUGUACUUUGAAUGUUAUUUCUUUGAGAUUAAAAAAAUUCUAUAAAAUCCUAGCCCCACUGAUGAGUAUAGUAUAUAUUCAAAAUGUUAUUUUAAAUAGACCUUAUAAAAUUUAAUCGGCACAAACAGUUGUUGUUUUGGAAUAUAUUAUUUUUAUAAUUCAAAUUAUGUUUAUUUUGCUCUACAAUUAUUUUUACGAUUUGCACAUAAAAUAAAUUGUCUUUUUUUAUAAACUCGUAGGCUAAUAUUUUUGUUAACAGAUUUAUCGACCAUCCAAAGAACUUUUUGUUUUGGUAGUUACUUUGAAUAACGCGUCUGACAUUGUUCAGAAUUUAUCUUAAUUUAUUAGUAUUAAGAACUGUAACGAUUUAUUAUUAAAGUGAAGUAGAAAUGAUUUAACAUGUCCUUCAUAAUACCAAUAUGGUGCAUAAUAUAAAAUUUUUAAUAUACAUAUUUUAACUUAUGCUUACGAUUACUCCCCGAAAGUGUGCAUUUCUUCUACGACAUUUUAUUUAGUGAAAUCUGAACUAAAUAUAUUUUCAUUUUUCAAUAA